AGCGAACAUUCAGCUUCGGCACGUGUUGCGUGCAGCGUGAUAACGGGGCGGAUUUACUUAGAAUUUUAGAAUAAUAAAUCAUCAAUAGAGAAAUCAACGUGCAACGAUCGGUUAUGGCGUGCUCGCCCUAUAUACGCUUGGCGGGAGACGCGGCAUACAGUUAAUACAGUAAUAAAAUAUAUAUAUAUAUAUAUAUAUAUAUAUAUAUAUAUACAUACUCGAGGUCUGCAGAUUUUUAGAGGAACGUUGUCGCUGCACAUUCGUGUCGUACUUUUUAACUUUAGCGCUCUUGUCAACGGACACGAUGGCAGGAUCUGAUCUUGAACCUUUAGCAUUCGAUCGCGUAUCUGCGCUCGCUCCAGCGCUUUUAAUUCUCGUUACGUGUCUCACGGUCUUCCACAGACUAAAAGUGAGAUGGCCUAUAAUGGUGAACUGCUGGUUCUGCAACGAGAACUCAAAGAUCUGGAGACAACAUUUGAAUUGGUGGUUGUGUCCUUGGUGCGAGCAGCACAACGGCUUCUCCAAGAAUGGUGAUUAUACAUACGAUAUCCCAGAACAGUAUGCAACACCGAAUAUGUCUACAAGAUAUUGCAAAUUGGUUGAACAGAACGAUUCAUGCAACAUCUCUAAAAGUCAUCUCUGUGUAAAUUGUAACAAGCAGGAAAGUCUGAAAUUAUUGGAGUUAUCUAAUUUUGAACCGAAGAAUGAGAGAAACUACAAUACCGAGUUAAAGGGAUUUAAGGAAUAUCUGGAGAAGAGAUAUCCGCUGUGCAACAAUUGUAAAUUGACAGUACAGAACGUAUUAAGUAAACAGGCAUUAUGGCUCACUCGUUACAAAAUGUUAUUCUUCCGACAAAAACCGAUUAGGAUGCUUAUCGGCAAUUUCCAGAAAAGAAAAUCGGAAGCAAUUUUCCGAAUUAUUUCGACGAUUCUGAUCCCAAUUAUCUUAUACAAUCAUGAUUCUGUAUGGUUGCCAAUUGGUGGCUUAUUCUUUCACUUGUGUGCUUGGUGGACAAAUUCAACAAAGAGGAAAAGAAUCGACGUAUUAUUGAUAUUUUUAUGGUUCUGUAUCAUUAUUUUUGUAUACAUCAAAAAUUCAACUUUUCAAAAUGUUUGGCUGACGACGGAAUGCAUCGUACAGCAUCGCAUAAUAGAAGCAUGCGCGUUUAUUAUAGGUUUUUUGAAUAUAAAACCUAUUUCGUAUAAAAAUACAUUAAUCGGUUCAGUUGCGUUGAAGAAACUCAAGCUGCGUUCGCGGGCCGUUAUUGCACCUCAAACCACUUUAGAUAAUUACAAUGAAAAUUACGUUUUUAACGGAACGAUCAACGCUAUUGAAUCAUCAGUCUAUAAAACAGGCGAAGUAUCCUCCACUGAAAUCAAAUCGCACUCAACAAUAUUGAGACAAAAGCUAUCUACAAUUACCCUUGCGGACAACAGCAACGAAAAUUAUCUAAAUUCUGCCUCUCAGAACAGGAACAGUUCGUUGCAUGGCGAUUGCUUGAAUCAUAGUCUGAGCACCCUUUUCCUAAGCGAGGACUCGUCAAGAUGCGGCAAGAAUACUGUGAAAGCUGCGCCCGCGAUUUUCGAGCGAAAAGUAUACAGUGCGACAAGCUCUGAGAAUCUGUUCAAAAAGUCUGGAUCCAACAGGAGGUACGUUUUGUCGCCGCCAAAGCUCAGGUCAAUGACACAGACUUCAUGGGUAGCCGGUGGUUACUGGCAGGAGAGCCACAUGAUGACUGCGACACCGCCGACGCUCUCACGGUCGUCCAGCCAGAGCUCCGGUUUCGGAUCGGCUGGUUCCUCCAACUUUGCUCCUUCCCGCGAGCCGUCUGUGCACGAGUUCGAUCGUUGUUCCGUCGUUUCGGAUGCUACGCGGUGGUCGUAUCACACCCCGCGUGCUAAUCAUCACUCGCUGCAGUCGUCGCGAGCCGAUGAACAGGAGAGUUAUGUUCGCGAGGCGAAUGUUGGCAGUCGAAGCGAUUUGACGCCGGCAUUUCCAGGUCAUAGCGCUACGAUCGUCGCGAAUUCCGGUUGGCUCUCCACGCUGCUCUGUGGCUCGCUAAUAUUGAAUAUGAUAGUGUUGUGCGCUACAUUAUUACGUUAACGAGUUGCCGCGCUGUGCCGGGUUGUUGUGUGUUCAUUCUGUAAUUUUUACGAUUGUUAUACAGGAUGAUUCUUAAGUAUAUUCCGAAAAUUAAAGAAAUAAUUUCUUAGAAUUACUUCUUUGAUUUUUGAAACAUUCUUGAGGACCUGUAUAUAGCUAUUAAUGUGAUCACUAAUGCUAAUUUAAUGCUCGAGUAUUCGCCGAGUCCGAUCGAUCAAUCCGAUUUGAGAGAUAUUUUCCUUCCAUUCCUCUCUCGUUUCGAUCUCUUUUUUCGCGUAUAGUUUUAUACAAUAAGAUUCCAUAAAUUUCAAUCUCUCGAGUCUGAUAAAUGACACGUAUCUUUCUACCAUACGAAUACUUUGAGGUGAAACAAUUACAUUACUGCCAAUUAGAAGAAGACAAGCGCAAUUUUCUGCGUGUCAAGUACUGUUACACUGAUGUUACACACUGCCGAUAUAUUUACUACAGAUAGACUUGCUUCAACAUAUCCGCCAGUCUUCACUCGAUCUUGCAAAUGUGUAUAAACACAUCCGCAUAUUCUCGUUAAAAUUGAAAUACGCGGGAGAUAUUUGCUCAUCUCAUUCUCCUUAAGAUAUAAUUUUUAUUCUCCCUUCUCAUUCUAAAAGAAAUAUAUCCGAAUACAUUGUUUUCAUUUGUAAUUAAUGUAUAUAUUUUAAAUACAGUACUUUAUAUAGCGCAACAUUUUUUUCUCGUAACAAAUAAAAUUGUAAAAUAUUAGUUGGGAAAAAGAUGCGAUGUGCAAAUAUUUUCUUACACGUUGUAAUUAUUACCUUAGUGAAAGAUGUACGUAUAUCGAUCUUUAAAGAUAAAUAAAUAAGGACAUUUAUUUAAGCGUUGAAGAUUUCCCGUUUUCUAUACGUACUUGUUAUUUAUCGAUGAAACCGAUCGUGCACGCACUGCCGAAAACAAAAUUUCGUAUGUAAAAAGAAAUAAAAAAAGAAAAUGUGCUCUACUGACAAGCGCAUGUGAUUCUGUCUGCUCUUAGCUGACGGACUAGAAAAACUUGUUGUAAUAAUGUUAUAUUGUAUUCCAAUUAUUGUACGUUUUGAUAUGUACGAUAUUGUACAAUUGUAUCGAGACGAGAAUAAAGCAGUCUAACUCUUUUUACU
Molecule: messenger RNA, 3234 nt
Organism: Cataglyphis hispanica
Lineage: Eukaryota; Metazoa; Arthropoda; Insecta; Hymenoptera; Formicidae
Exons: 7
Coding region: 305-2104 (599 amino acids)
Biological process (GO): nuclear migration along microtubule
Cellular component (GO): nuclear membrane
Molecular function (GO): lamin binding; actin filament binding
Source: RefSeq, a predicted model, not a curated record